AUGUAUACCGUUCGAAACGUGCUUGAACACAGAAAACCAGUUGACAACACGCAGGCGAAGAAAGAUGCAAAGAAAAAACCACAUGCAGCGAAUUCUGUGGCAGGCGAGGCUGAUGUCAAUACAGACGAAGACGAAGAACCCUUAGAUGUUGAGUGGAGUCGCAUGAGCGUACGAGAGCUCUUGAAGCCAGGAAUAUCUCGUGGAGUCCGCACCAAUACCGACAAGGGGCACAAAUAUGCUCCACGUUCUUCCAUAGCCGACCACGUUUCCGUUCGCCUCAUCCCAGCCGCUGAAAGCUUUGGUUGGCGUACGAGGAUCGAGCUCGUCGAUGGAUUAGCGUCAAAGCCGGGAAGGAGGAUAUCCAUGUCGGCGAGCAAACGCACGUCCACCCCGAGCCGUAUCCCCCGUAAUUCCCUCAAUACCCCACGGCCACCGCCGUCGGACUCGCCAGGACAUACGUCCACUUUCAAGUCGCUGUCAUUUCGGUCAUUAUUGCCAUUUGGACCAAACAAGACGACUACACAUGUCAGUCCUGCCGUUACGCCCAAGUCGAGCACGGGAUCUAAUGGUGCCGGCUGGCAUGGAGGAUUCGGGAUCGGAAAGGGUAACGCUAAUGGGGUCAAAGAAAGAGGUCGGGAGAGGAAGAUGAGCUUUGGGAGGGUCAUGGUCAUUGACAUUGCCCACGCCAACAAAGAGAAGAAAGAGCCGAUUGCACCCGCUCCAACGUCACCCCUUCCUGAUUUGUCGACGAUAAUAGAGGCAGACACAUCUGGCAUCAGUAUUAGCAAACAUCUGCCACCCGCUUCUAUCCCAGAUACCCCAGAUACCCCCCAAGAUGAAACCAGCCACCCAGACUUAGAAUUUUCUAUACCUGACGACGAACUCGACUUGUCCACCUCGCACAUAGGUGCGCAGGUACGCGCUGCCAUGGCCUUUGGAGGCGGUUGGGGGAAGUCCAAAAAGACUGCCCUGGAUGAUGUCAAAGGCGAAGACAGCUUUGAUCUUGAUGAGGAGGUUGCUAAGUUGAUAGAGGGGGACGAGAAGCAGGCCCAGGAUGAAGAAAGCUUCAACUUGGACAGAGAAGUCGCUAAGCUGCUGAAUGCGAAGCGACCUUCAGAUUCCAUCAAUGGCCUGGAUACGAGCAAGAUGAUCGUUGGUCCGUCACCUGAUCGUACCGCAGGAUCGUUGCUACCACUGGCGAGACGCCCCCAGUCAUCAUUGCCGCGGCUCAGACCAACGACAUCGCCUGUCACAGCGCAGAGCGUUUUCAAGAGGGAAAACAGCAGAGAGAUUUCAAUGACGAGAGAGAACUCCCCUGCACGAACAUCGAUAUCAGCUACUUCGUCAAGACACACGCUUUCCUUUGAGACGCAUGAAUUUCCCAAUCAUUCCUCGCAUAUCCACCAGUCGAUGAAACUCCCUCCUUCACCAUUGUCGUCAACUAGCACACCACCCUCUUUAAAGCCCAAGCCGACGCCGCGUCCUCCCAACACACACACUCGUUUAAGGCCGAGCAUUGACAUCCCUCGGACAUCUAUUGACACACCAUCUGUGAGAACGCGGAAGCGGAGCGUGAGCACCACUGGUACGGAGCCUAGACGAGAAAGGCCGGGGAGUAGUAUGUCCUCUUCCCCUGCUCAUCCGUGGCUAGGUCCGCGGACAGAGAAAGCCUUCAAAGCUGCUGGGCUACUCGAUUACGACAGAGACCCGGGCUUGAAACGGUACGCCUCCUUGAGGGGGGACAGUCGUCCGGGCAGUGGUAGGCGGGGAAGUGAAACGACUACGUACAGUCGUGCGAGCGAUACAUUGGACAGUCCGUAUCAUGCACUGGGGCGGGAUACCCCUCGGAGCGUGAGUACCGCGCCGACGUCCAUAAGUGACGUCGAGUCCGAGAGGAUGCGAGAGAGGCACGAGAUGGAGACGGGCGCACUACUCAAUGCGUUGAGCGACUCGCAACGGAUAGUGAAGGUGUUAAGGGAGGAGAACACUGAGCUCAGAGAACGGCUAGCGGACCGAGACGCCGAGCGGGACGAGCUUAUUGCCGAACGGCAGGAGCUUGAGGAGCAAGUGAGGGAGCGGUUCGACCUAGCAGAGCGUGUGGGCGAGUUGGAAGAAGAGAAUGCCGCUUUACGGAGCUUUGUAGAUGGCCUUCGAAGAGAGGUAGCGGCGUGGGAGAUGAAGGCGGCGUGCUCCGAUAUCAACUUCGAUGCUGACGGCGAUGUCAGUUCGAUAUCACGAGCGGGGGGCGGUAGGCUCGGUCCGGAUGACUCUGUGCGCUUCGAUCCGGAAGUCGGUGCGCCCUCAAACCCCGACGUCGGGGAGGACGAGGACCUGACUGCGAGGAUCAGAAAGCGAGUCAGCACCGCCUCGAGUCUAUUCCCGGUUUUGCCGUCGAACAUGUCGAUGCUGAUGGCCGAAGAGGGAGCAGAUGUUGGGUCGUCGCCCUUGCUGAGCCAUAAUUCUUACCAGCACUCACGGAAAGCAUCGCAGGGUGACCAGUCGAUGAUCACCAUGUCCUCAGGUCCUGGGAGUCCGCGCAGUUUGUUCCUAAAGCCGGAGGAUGAGGACCAUCUGAUUGACAUGGACAAUAUCAGUUUUGGGGCAGACGCGGAGGUCUUGCCCCGACGUUAAAAUUAUCUAUCUGUCCAUUUUUCGUUCUUCUUUGUAGGAUAUUUAGAUGGGAACAUUAUUUACCGAUACCCUAUUUUAUUGGCACUUCUUGCAUUUGCUUCAUCAUAUAUUACUCACUGUAUAUUAGCAUACUAACACCGCUGCACAAUAAAUGUAUUCUUGUAACAUAGAACCGAUAGUGACGUUUCUUCAUUUUUAAAGAGCAGAAAAUAAUUGUUGAUAGG
Desarmillaria tabescens is the source of this 2855-nucleotide messenger RNA. RefSeq lists its product as uncharacterized. The transcript has 6 exons. Bases 1 to 2631 code for a protein of 876 amino acids. NCBI's taxonomy places the organism in Eukaryota, Fungi, Basidiomycota, Agaricomycetes, Agaricales, Physalacriaceae. The record is from RefSeq and is a predicted model, not a curated record.